AUGUACAAAAUUGAGCUUGUUGGCCAGGAUGACCCCAUCCUAAAAGGCUGCUUGCUGAAGGCUGCGUAUGAUCAGGUUCUCACCAGCACCUCACUUCACCACGCAAACACCCCCACCACAAAGCUAUAUUUCAGCCAUAAAAUAUUCCUGCUGAUCAUGCAGACCGCUCAGCUUGACAUGGACGCCCACGCUUGCGAGGAAGCUGGUGGCACGUCCCACCAGUUCUUCAUGGACCUCCCCAGCACGUACUACCCCACUGAUGGGUUUGCCAUAUCCAAAGGACAGCCACUGGACAGCAACAUGCAACUCAAGCUUCCCAUCUGUGCCACAUCGCUGCCAGGCUUCUUGCACUCCAUCCACAACUUGUACAAGGAGGCUCCGUACAUGUAUCGCCCACUCUCAGCUCCCACAACAUCCAACCCGCCUAUCCUGGAGUACCCUAAGGCCCCGAUCGGGACACCGGGUUGGGUUAGGUUGGGUUGGGUUCGGUUGAGUUGA
Molecule: messenger RNA, 498 nt
Organism: Punctularia strigosozonata HHB-11173 SS5
Lineage: Eukaryota; Fungi; Basidiomycota; Agaricomycetes; Corticiales; Punctulariaceae
Exons: 1
Coding region: 1-498 (165 amino acids)
Source: RefSeq, a predicted model, not a curated record